UCAGAGGGAGAGACAGGAAUAUCUUGAUUUCAUGUGUGUUAUUCGAAGUGGAUUUCAGUUUACUCGAACUUAAAGACGAAAUAUAGUUAGCGUUUUGUGGAAAGAAUUUCGCUAGAGGAACGGUCAGAUAUCGCUGAAAAACUGAACGUACAAAAGGAAAGUCUCGAAAGCGGAUCAAGAUGCAGGAAGCUCAGCCGAAGAAAGGCAAGAAAGCCAGAAGAAAGCGCAAUGAUAGUGACGAGGAUAUUGAGAAAGUGUUGGCUGAAUUGGAACUGGAGUAUUCUGGACAAAAGAACGAAGUUCCGGAUGAACCAGUUGAGCAGCAAGUUGACAAUGACGAAGAUAAAAAGAAGAAAGAAAAGAAGGGUAAGAAGAAAGAAAAGACUGAAAUCAUUGACAUUAAAGAAGAGUUGAAAUGUAUGGAAGUUUCUGAAGACAUUGAAAUGGACGACGAAGUUGAAGCUAGUACUGUAAAAACUGCGGCACAGAAGAAAAAAGAGAAGAAAGAGAGAGAAAAACAGAAGAAACUUGCUCAAAAGAAAGCGGAACUAGUCGACAAGACAGAAGAUGUUGAAAUAAAGGAUGAAGCCCCUCCUAUUAAAGAGACCAAGAAGGAGACGAAAAAGGAAAUACAAAAAGAACCAGAGACAAAGGUACCAGAUGCUGCUGAAGCAGAAGCUGCUCCAUCUGAAGCUGAGGAUGGGAAGAAGAAGAAGAAAAAGGGGGUAAAGGAGGAUCCAAAAGACAAAGGCAAAGGUCCUGGAAAGAAGACUAUUGCUGCGAUGCAAGAAGCAUUGAAGAAGUUAAAGGAGGACGAAGAGAGAAUGAAGCUAGAAGAGGAGGAAAGAAUGCGACAAGAAGAAAUACGGGAACAGCAGCGAUUAGAGCAGAUACGACUUGAACAGGAACGCAAAGAACGAAAAAAACUUAAGGAAAAGCAGAGAAAAGAGAGAUUAAAGGCGGAAGGAAAGCUUCUGACUACGAAGCAGAAACAGGACAGAGCGAGGGCGCAAGCUAUGAUUAACGCGCUUAAAGCUCAAGGAUUGGACGUACCAGAGAUAGGAGAAAAGAAACCCAGACCAGGAACACGUUUAAGACCGAAUAAAUUGAAGCAACAAAUGAGCGUUGACGAAAAGGAUGAUGAGAAAAUGGAAGGGGGCGUUACAGAUACGGAUAAAGUUGAAGUGGAAAUAGUAGAUCAACAGAUGAAGGAAACGGAAGAGAAGGCGGACGACGUUAAAGAUUCAUGGGAUGCUGAAAGUAGCGAGGAAGAACAGGAAGAAGAUCAAUCAGACGAUGUGCCAAAAACACCCGAGAAGGAACCAGGAACCAUUCUUCCAUCGAAAAAGAAGCAAACUGAGGAAGCCGCGAAAGGAUCUUCAGAUAGUGAGUCGGCGAGUGCAAGUGGCAGUGAGUCGGAUACCGAGGAAAGCGAAGAUGAUAGUGGUUUAGGGGAUAAAGUAUCGGAUGCAGCGAGGAAGAAAGAACGAGCGAGAGAACGAAUACAACUUCGAAGGAUAGAAGCGGAAAAGAAGAAAUCGCUGGAUACUCUUAGAGCUGCUGUAGUCUGUGUAUUAGGCCACGUCGAUACAGGCAAAACGAAAAUCCUUGAUAAAUUGAGAAGAACGAAUGUGCAAGAUGGCGAAGCAGGUGGUAUUACGCAACAAAUAGGUGCAACAAACGUACCUAUCGACGCUAUUCAGGAUUCAACGAGACACGUUAAAGGAUUUGCUGACAAGAAAUUAAAAAUCCCUGGACUGUUAAUUAUAGAUACUCCUGGUCACGAAUCUUUUAGCAAUUUAAGAAACAGAGGAUCUUCUCUUUGUGAUAUAGCGAUAUUAGUAGUGGACAUUAUGCAUGGUUUAGAGCCACAGACUAUUGAAAGUAUUAACCUACUGAAAUCGAAAAAAUGUCCUUUCAUCGUAGCAUUAAAUAAGAUUGAUAGAUUAUACGAUUGGGAAACAAUGAGUCGAAAAGAUGUCCAAGACAUUGUGAAAGCUCAAGCGAUUAAUACACAGCGAGAAUUUGAGAAACGCUCAAAGGAGGUGAUCGUGCAAUUUGCUGAGCAAGGGCUGAACGCCGCGUUGUUCUAUGAAAAUCCUGAUCCUAGAAGUUAUGUCUCUCUUGUUCCCACUAGCGCUAUCACAGGUGAGGGUAUGGGCAACCUAUUGGCGUUAAUCGUCGACGCUUGCCAAGGUCUACUAGCUAAGAGACUCAUGUACAGCGAGGAGCUUCAAGCCACAGUUUUAGAAGUAAAAGCGUUACCUGGUCUGGGUACGACGAUAGAUUGUAUUCUAAUCAAUGGAUUGUUGAAAGAAGGUGAUACAAUGAUAGUCGCUGGUACCGAUGGUCCUAUAGUGACUCAAAUACGUUCGCUUCUUAUGCCACAACCAUUGAAGGAAUUGAGAGUUAAAAGUGCUUACAUUGAACAUCGAGAAGUUAAAGCUGCACAAGGGGUCAAAAUCGCCGCGAAGGACUUGGAAAAAGCAAUCGCAGGAUUGAAUCUCCAAGUGGCUCAAAAGCCAGACGAGGUGGAUAUCUUGAAGGAAGAGAUCGCAAGAGAGUUGACUCAUGCACUAAGCAAUAUUCGGCUCGCGGAACGUGGGGUCUUCGUGCAAGCGUCGACAUUGGGUGCACUCGAAGCGUUGUUGGAUUUCCUGAAGAGCAGUAAGAUUCCGUACGCCGGAAUCCGAAUCGGUCCCGUUGUCAAGAAGGAUGUGAUGAAGGCCUCCAUUAUGCUGGAACACGACAGUCAAUACUCCACCAUUCUAGCAUUCGACGUGAAAAUCGAAAAGGACGCACAGGAGUUGGCUGACUCCCUCGGGGUGAAGAUCUUCCAGGCGGACAUUAUUUACCACCUGUUCGACAAGUUCACCGCGUACAGGGACGAGCUGAAGCAGCGGAAACGUGACGAGAACAAGCAUAUCGCCGUGUUCCCCUGCAAACUUCGUAUCUUACCACAGUACAUCUUCAACUCCCGAGAUCCUAUCGUGAUGGGCGUGAUGAUCGAGGCAGGAAUCGUCAAAGAAGGAACACCUCUCUGCGUGCCCAGCAAAGACUUCGUCGAGUUGGGCAUGGUCACCAGUAUAGAAUACAAUCACAAAUCCGUGGAAACGGCGAGAAAGGGCCAGGAGGUCUGCGUGAAGAUCGAGCCGAUACCUGGGGAGGCGCCGAAAAUGUUCGGCCGUCACUUCGACGAGAAAGAUUUCAUCGUCAGCAAGAUCAGCAGACAGAGCAUAGACGCGUGUAAGGAGUACUUCAGGGACGAUCUGGUGAAAACGGACUGGCAGCUAAUGGUGGAACUGAAGAAGCUCUUCCAAAUACUCUAGGACCCGUUGGGCGUGGCGAUCAUGAGGAUUCAUCGACGGCUCCACCGAUCGAGGGACAGAACCACGGCCCCGUGGUCAAUCCGAUCGACGAACUCGCCGCGUUCCCUCGGGCCCCGUGACCGAUCGUUGUCGUUCCUUCUUCACUCGAUUUGUAAUAUAUAUAUACGUCGAAGGUUGUUUUCGAUCUCUCCGUCGUUGUCUCUUUGAUAACCGCAUAAACAAAAAAGUCAGUCAGCAGACGCAACCCCCUCAGUGCGCCGUCUAGCCGCUUACUAACGUCCUGUGAUCCCCUUUUGAGAGAAAACGACUCAUGGGGUUUACGUCGCACGUUCCAUGCGUAGAUUACAAUUAGGCAAUCGUUUGGGAAGCCGUGGAACAGCACAAAUCGUGGUUUUUUUUCCCCCUCCUGGUGUAAAUUGUUACAGUCCACUCGAUCGA
Molecule: messenger RNA, 3767 nt
Organism: Dufourea novaeangliae
Lineage: Eukaryota; Metazoa; Arthropoda; Insecta; Hymenoptera; Halictidae
Gene: eIF5B
Product: eukaryotic translation initiation factor 5B
Exons: 16
Coding region: 180-3329 (1049 amino acids)
Molecular function (GO): GTPase activity; translation initiation factor activity; GTP binding
Source: RefSeq, a predicted model, not a curated record